UUAGUGUAUUGCUGAAUAUCUAAUAUAUAACAAAAAUAUUAUCAAAGCGGAACUUUUUAAUUUUACCGAAACAUUUUUAUUAUGGCCAAAAAAUUUUUCGUAAUUUUUGCAAUAUCAGUAAUUCCUUACUUGUCAACGAGUCAUUCUAUACGUUCCGAUCAUUUAAGUGAUGAUACAGUUUUAAGAACAUAUCGAAGAUGUAUGUGGGAGUCUGCGAAAUACUUACCAAGACGUCUAGUUUUGUUGUCCUUGUGCGGAAAUUUAUUUUGUGAGAACAAUAUGCUAGCUACACGUACCAGAUCAUUAUUUGUUUUGGAAAAGGUUCCAAGAACUAACGAUUGUUUGGACGUUCUUCUAGAUAAUUGUGAGCAGGCUGAUGAAGAAAAACUUUGGUAUCGACCUUUCCCAGAAUGUUGUCCUGUCUUUUGUGAACUAAAAAAGCGCCUGAAUCGACUAAAACAUCUAAUAAAUCGACGUCGUUGGACAUAUUCACGCACUGAUUUCCCCGAAUUUUCUGAAACACAAAAAAUGCAACAAAUGGACAAACGACCGUCAGCAUCAAGUGACGCAGAAUAUCGAAAUCAAUAUAGUAAACAGCUUACUCAAACAUUGCAAUUAUCACAUCAACCACAAUUAUCACACCAACCAAAUAUAUAUACGAAUGUUUUUGGCCAUGACAGUUAUAAUCUUAAUCUUUAAAAUGGAAGAAGAGAAUAUACGAUAUUUUUGUUUGCUAAAAAUUUUUUGUCUACUUAAAUAACAUGUUAAAACUUGGAAGCUUUAAAUUGGAAGCAGUGGGUUAAAACUAUUGCGAAAAAUUAAGUAGAAGACUUAAUUUAAGUAUAUAUUAAAUACUUUCAAUUUUAUUUUAAUAUAAUUGUUUGUUCUAAAUUGAAACAAAAGGAAUAAAAAAAAUUUGUAAACAAUUUGUUUAACUUCUCGCCUAAUAACGCAAAUUCUCAUAACUCAAGUUCGCAAAUGAUGGUAGUAACCAUAAUCUUUAAGACCCCAUCUUAGAUCAAUACUCGUAUUACAAAAAAUUUGUAAAAGUUAUUUGAGUGCCUAUUUUCUAUGUUUAUUUUUUCAGGUCAAACCAUAUUUUGGUGUUCAUCAAAAAAUUGACUAUGUACAUAUGUAUGUAGGUAUAUGGUAUAGGCGGCACAAUAACGUGAUAUAAAAUAUUCAUUAUAGUUCGGUGCGUUUGCAAUAUUAAUCCUUCAUAACUUAACAAUGUGAAUGUAUUGCUUAAUACAGGCACCAGUAUUUUUUUUUGAGAAAAAAAUAGGAGUGCCUGUAUAUCUAUUUUGAGAGGAAUCUUAAAGUUUAAGUUACCGUUUUGCCAAUUAGAAAUUAACAUUCAAAAUAAAUUUAGUUACAUAUACACAAAAUCUUUUUUUGCGGGAAAGAUUGCCAGGUAACGUAGUUUAUCUGAACUGAAAAUCGAUUCAAGUUCAAUUUAUUUUUUUCAAAAGAUAUUCUUGCCAAAACUUACAAAAAUUAUCUUGUAAGUUAUUACAAGAUAAUAGUUUACAAAAAUAAAAAAAUUAGCAUAUCUUGCCUAAAUAUACAAAAUAAAAUAAAACGUUAAAAAAAUUGAGAUUGUACCUUAUAUUUGUUUAGGCUAGAAUCACUUCCUUCAAAAUCCAGUAAAUUAAAUUUCAUCCGUAAAGCUUACUAAAAAGAACUACUAUUCUUCUAUUCGGGUGUCUCGUAUCUAAGGGCCUGUUACAAGUACAUAUACCACUGUUUGAACCUCAUGUGUAGACAAAAUUUUUGUAUGGGAAUGAUGUUCAAUGAGUCAUGAUUUUUUGCUUUUUUGAAAUUUUAAGUAUAACUCCGUGUCUAUUAAAUAUGACUGCGAAGCCUCAGAGCAAGGGCUUUUUUAUAUGUAAUCUACAUUAGUCUGUUCGGACUUCGGAAUCGUAUGACUAUAAAGUUCGACAAUUUUGAAAGUUCAACUUUA
Molecule: messenger RNA, 1963 nt
Organism: Condylostylus longicornis
Lineage: Eukaryota; Metazoa; Arthropoda; Insecta; Diptera; Dolichopodidae
Exons: 4
Coding region: 82-699 (205 amino acids)
Source: RefSeq, a predicted model, not a curated record